Messenger RNA from Anguilla rostrata (American eel), 6562 nucleotides. It is a transcript of the gene tgfb5, whose product is annotated as transforming growth factor, beta 5. Gene Ontology annotation, biological process: regulation of cell population proliferation; transforming growth factor beta receptor signaling pathway. The record is from RefSeq and is a predicted model, not a curated record. The coding region runs from base 4259 to 5530 and encodes 423 amino acids. Gene Ontology annotation, cellular component: extracellular region. NCBI's taxonomy places the organism in Eukaryota, Metazoa, Chordata, Actinopteri, Anguilliformes, Anguillidae. The transcript is spliced from 7 exons. Gene Ontology annotation, molecular function: cytokine activity; transforming growth factor beta receptor binding; growth factor activity.
UCUCUCACACACACACACACACACACACACAGAUAACUAUAAUUUGGUAAUCUCCCAUCAAUGUGAUUUCUCUGAAUUUGUUCACUGCUUGCUUGCUGGUGUAAAUGGUUUUACAACCGAGUCAUUAAAUAGCGUUUAGGCAUUGUUCAAUCAGGAGGGUAAAGAUCACUUUUACUGGUGAAAAUAAACCUUCUACUAAAGUACAGUACUAAAAAAUGUAUACAAAAUUUGCAGUCAUUGGCCCAUUACUUAUAUUGCUGCUUCAAAAUAUGAGGCUGUUUGCACUGGGAAGGUUAAGGCUUGUUUCUGUGUGAGAGAGAUUCUGGACUGCUGUGUGGUCACACCCUUAAUACUGUUGUGGACAACACAAGGUCAUACUCUGACAUUCAGAGAUACUGAAACUAACACCACUAGUGCGGUGAAGUGCAAUAAUCAGUUAGGCUAAAUCUUUCUAGCUCUCUCUUCAAAUAGAGCCAACGUGUAGGAUAUGUCAUAGACAAAGGAAUCAUUUAAACUUAAAUUUCUUAUUUAAAACUGGGAGUGAGGGUAUGUAUUUAGAUACAAUGUGUGUCUAGAACUUGAAAGUAGCAUGCAGUACCGAGAGCACAAAACAUUUUUGCAGCUUUAUGGCAGGUUUUGCAGUAUAAGGUUGUUUAAGCUUGUGAUUUGCUUAGGGUCAACAACAAUGCUGUGCAUUUCUUUUUUAUAACCCCAGACCACAAUUUGUAGCUGCAUUGAAGCUCCAAAUCCCACAUAACCAUUUUAAAAGAGGUGAUGAGAGUGUAGGUACAGGAUUGGACCAGUGUUACAUUACUGGUGCAUUUGUCUUUUGUUCACUCACGCACACAAAUAUAAAUCUAGAAUAGAAUUUAAUUUGCCGCCUUGUUUCCCUCAUUCAUUACAUAUUUUAGCAAAACCAUACAGAAAUGUUCAGAAACAGAAAAUGACAGCCUUGUAUUGUAACAUGGAAAACUUUGCCUUUUUCUAUUACAAAUAGCAUUCUUAACAUUUGAGUUCUGGUCAGCAGUUCAACGUAUGAAUUCAGUAAUUAAAUGGAUUAGUAGUUUGUAGAUAUAAGUGCACUUUCGGGGGCUACCGGCUACAUUUUGCAUGGCAGUGCUUCUACUCCCUCUCGUGGGCAUUCUAUUGUACGACUUGGGGGAGAUAUGCGCAAAUCUGGCGUCAGUGACGUCAGUAGUUAUAAUCUGUCCUCGAGCACAAGGUCACAGUCUCGCCCAAUUUGGGACGUACAUAUACAUAUUUCAGUAAAAUAACCAACUAGCGAACCAGUUAUGCCGAUAAAAAUGAAAAUGAAUGAAUAAGUAAAUAAAUGAAUAAACACAUAAAUCGAUAGAUAUGUAAAUAAAAUACUCAUAACCAUCAUAACAAUACAUUAAUAAUGUACGAAAACACAUAAAAGUACAUCAUAAUAGCGUUAGUCUUGUAAUUGUAAAUUUCUUAAAUAUGAAUAGCGCACACUAUUUUAAUGUAAAUAUAAAUAUAACGUGGCGUACACAGCAAAUACAGUAGCCUUCUACAUAAUGGAUACGGAGCAAAAUUAUUUGGGCGUUAUGCAGUAGUUUUAAAAAAACCUACAAAACGGUUUCACCAGUUUGCACGCAAAAUGAAAAAUGAUCAAUAAUGAUUCUCGACACAGAAAUCCAAAGUUGUACUUAUUUCCAAAUGUAUGUCUGUGCGCUUGCGGGCGGGCUCGUACUUGUGUUAAAAACUGAACGCAGUGAGAUGACGUGGCGUCCCUGUCUAUAUUUAGAUUAAAUUAACUCCAAAGGAAAAAAGGGGAAAGAAAAAAAUCGUAGUUAUUUAUAACCAAGAAAGAAAAAAAUUGCAAUACCACAACCAACCGCCAGGUGUAAUGCAUUUAAUAUUUAUGCACUUCUGAAAGGCACAAAUUGUCUGCAAAUGGUCGUAUUCGAGUUAAAACAAGAAAAAUUAUUUAACUUGAACUGUCGUAAUACUUUCAUAAUUAUUUGGCAAAACAAUCCGUGCCCUGAAGUCUUUCUGGGGGGGGGGGACCGCGUCUCCUUUUCACGUCCAAACUCUUUCGCCCUCUCCCUAGUACUUAAAGCAACACUUUAAUUUUUGUGCAAUUACAGCAUUGCAACCGAAACCAUAAUAAUGUUAUAAUGGGAAAGGGAGAGAGAACUGCAAUAAACCCUCUUUGAAAGAUUAACGAUCCAGUAGUUCUGAACUGUAAUUAGCAAUGACACUAUAAAGAGAGAGAACAGGAGAAUAGGGUGGAGGAAACUGGCAAGGGAAAAUUAUUAAGAGUUGUAUGAAAGUAUGGGAUUUAAAAGGCUAGAAUGAACAUGUUACAGAGAGAGACGGUAUGAACAAAAUUAACAAAACAAAAUAAAGGCAGGUAAACAAUUACUCAGUCAAGGUCAUAUACUCUGGGACUUAAAGUGUUUAUGUUUUUUAACGAUGCAUGUCAGUCAUGUUGCACAAUAAUUAAUAUUUAGUAUACUGACCUAUGUACUGACUAUGUAUCUGCAUAUGUGUGUUCACACAUGCACGCACGCAUACACACACACACACACACACACUCCCUUUCAUCUUAUGGAAUGUGUACUGACCAUGUGCUAGAUGUUUAAAUACAUUUUCUAAAGUGGAAGGGGUGGAGAAAUCCAUUUUUGUGCGAGACAUACUGAAAAGUCUUCAGGAGCGUAUUAGUGUUGUGAUAUAUAAAUCUAUCUUUUUCCAGGUGAUAGACUGACUGACUGACUGACUGACUGACUGACUGACAGAUAGAUAGAUAUAUAGAUAGAUAGAUAGAUAGAUAGAUAGAUAUAUAGAUAUUUUACCAUCUAAAUAAUCAGACUAUUUAUAAUAUGAGCAAUGAGAGAGAGGGGGGACGGAGCGAAGAUUAUCUGUGUUAUUUGAAUAUUUGAAAGAUGGAUACACCCACACACUCGACACAGUAACUCUCUCUCUCUCUCUCUCUCUCUCUCUCUCUCUCUCCCUCGCUACCACUUUUCAAGCUACUGCAAACCGUGUGCUCACGCGGAUCUGGAACUCUUUCCCCUUGAAAUCUGAACGAUGACAAAAUUAAAAUAUUACUGAUUUCUGCUUGGACGCGGCUUCACUGUGGCGAAAAGGCCUGAUGAGAAAGAGAGGAUUUUUUUCAUAUUUUAAUUCAUCUACCUACGGGGAUUGUAUUCAACCUCAAUUGAAUAAAAAUCGUCCGCUUUUUGUUCCUUUCUUCCUGAAAAUCUCAGAAGCAUUUUCCCCCGCGGUAAAGUCCUUUCUCUGCACAGUUGAGUAUUUCUUUUGUUUUAAGUUUCUGUGUGUAGCCUAUACUGUCAUAUACCGCUACCACCAGCUUCUUUAACUGCUAAUAAUAAUAUCGUAAAACCUAAAGUUACUUUUUAAAUGCUUCACAGGCACAUAUUAUGUAACUUCAUUGUAUAGUUCGGCGUCUAAUUGAAGGAAAACGGAGCGUAACUUCCGUCAUUGAAAUGUUUCUCGCUAAACGCUACAUCAAAUAGAAUUUAUGGAAAAAAUAAUUAUGCAUUCUGUAGCGACGAUUGGGCCCUUUGUUAUAAAUCUCCUGUAUAUGCAACAGUAAAAAAAAAAUUAGAUAAAAACAUCUAUGCAAUUUAAUCAUUUUCCUUUGUUUUAACGUGUGCGCGGAAUGGUGUUGGCAAGCUGGUACCUCAAACCCGUUGUUCUUACAGUAACGGUAUGUAUGUAACAGGGUAGAUUUAUGUCACAUAGGAGCUUUACUUUCCGAGUUAAUGAUCAUUCUGAGUGUUAUACAAACCGACUUUAAUCUUAAUAAUGAUACAACAUAAAAAAAUUGACAAACUAUAUUUAAAACACAUGAACUUUUUGCAAGUGCAUCAUAACUAAUAUAUGCUGUGUGGACUUAAAAAAAAACCAGAACACAACAUAAGUCUUAAACACGUUUAAAAUAAGUGCAUAAAAGUAGGUUUUCAAUGUAGUAGCCUAAUUCCCCGAUCUUGCGGAGCCUAUUGGUAGUUAAGUGACUCAAAACAUAGCUGCAGGUCAGUGGCUCUUCAUAGUACUCCACAAUUACAACAAAACUUCUCAGAUUUAGUAGGCUGAAUAAGCCCUAAAUACCUCUGGGGAAACUGAGUGAGGAGGCUGGGUAGUACGUCGGGUCGAGCCAGACAAUAGUGUUUUUAUUGUAUUUUUCCCACUUCUUAUGAUUUUGUCUUACUACUUAGUCACACAGCCAAUCAAACUGUAAUUACAAAAUUUAAUAAGUAAAAGGAAAAUGGUCGCGUCAAAACCUCAGAGAAUGUGGUUCACGCACCUGGCCGUGCUCCUGCUCGAGCUGCUUGGCACCGUACAAGGUUUUUCCACGUGCCAGUCUUUCGACUUGGACGAUUACAAGUCUAAGCGAAUUGAGGCUGUGAGGGGACAGAUUCUCAGUAAGCUGCGCAUUCGGGGGGUACCCGAACCCGACAAGAGCCCGCCACCCGAAGAUGUGCCCCUGGAGGUAAUGCUGCUCUAUAACAGCACCCGGGAGUUAUUGAAGGAGCGCGCGCAGCAGGCCGAAUCAGCCUGCGAACGUGAAAGCAGCGAGGAGGAUUACUAUGCUAAGGAAGUACAGCGUGUGGACUUGCAGCCACCUAGGAUUGAUACGAAUGUGAUCAACAGUGGCCCCCCUAGCCCAUAUUUUCGGAUAUUGAGGUUUGAUGUCACUCAGGUGGAGAGGAACUCUAGUACGCUUGUCAAGGCAGAGUUCAGGAUCUACCGUGUACCAAACCCUGGUGCCAAUGCUUUAGAACAAAGGAUAGAGAUAUACCAGCUUUUGAAGUCCCGUGACGCAGCGGCCCCUUCACAACGCUACAUUGACUCCCGCACCGUACGUCCACGUGCCAAGGGGUCAUGGCUGUCCGUCGAUAUCACUGACACUGUCAAGGAAUGGCUGACUCACAGAGAUAGGAACCUGGGGCUGAAGCUAAGUGUCCACUGUCCGUGCUGCACCUUUGUCCCUUCCACCAACAACAUUGUGCCCAACAAGAGCGAGGAACUGGAUGCCCGCUUUGCAGGUAUUGACGAUGAUUUAAUCAAGCAGUUAAAGAAACCAGGGGCUGUCAAAGGUCAGAUAGAGUUCAGCACCAAGACACCGCACCUUAUUCUCACUCUGCUGCCAAGUGACAGGCUGGAGAACCCUGGCAAGAAGAACCGCAAGAAGAGAGCAGCAGCUGACAACCCCACUUGCUCCCGAAAUGCUGAUCAGAGUUGCUGUCUCCGAUCCUUGUACAUUGACUUCCGACGUGACCUGAACUGGAAGUGGAUUCAUGAGCCCAAGGGCUACAAGGCUAAUUUCUGUGCUGGAACCUGCCCCUACUUGUGGAGUGCAGACAAUCAUUACAACAUGAUCUUGCCCCUUUACAACAAACUGAACCCCGAGGCGUCCGCCUCCCCGUGCUGCGUUCCCCAGGAGCUGGAGCCCCUCACCAUCGUCUACUUCAUGGGUCGCACUCCCCGCGUCGAGCAGCUCUCCAACAUGGUGGUCAAGUCCUGCAAGUGCCGCUGACGUAGGGCACGGCGGGCCCCGGGAGGAAGUGGGGGAGGGGGGGGCGUGUGCGGUGGCGGGUGGCAGGUGAAGGGAAGAUGGUGAGGCUGAGGUGGGGGCGGUACUGAGUGAGGUGAACGUCAGGGACAGGACGGGGAGGCGGUGUUCCAGCAUGCUGCGGUGCUAAGCUGACGUUGCGGCGGAAGCUAGAGUAGCACCGCCGCAACGUGAAUCAAAAGGUUCUGCUGACAGAUGGAAUGGGGAAGAGAGGGAAUGUGGAGGUUCGGCUGGGAGGCAUUCAUUUGAGGAUUUCUCUGUCUCGCACCUUCUUUUUUUUUUCUGUUCCUCACGUACGUUGACAACUUAAGAUAUUUACAAGAAGUUUAACUGGCUACAGUGCUCAAGGAAGUGCAAACAGUCCUCUUAUUUCAAAAUGUUUAGCUUUAACAGAAAAAGCAAUAUCUGGUCAAUUUGGGGUCAGUAUUCCUACAAUAAUCCUGUAGUACUGUAGCAUAAUCCAGCUUUGGUUCCUGUAUGAUGUGGUCAUGGUUAUGACAAGUAAGAAUUUCCGUACUGUUAUCAAAAUUACACAGUAAAAAUAUUGUUUUCUUCUGCAAUUAGUAUUUCCUGCUUAAUCAGUCACAUCAGGGUAUGGAGCAUUCCUGGAAUUCCUUUUGGCUAAAGCUAAGAACCGAAGCACCAGGUUUUUAAAAAAGUAAAUAAACCAUUCCCAGAACUAUUCACCUUGCUUCUCCAAACAAAAUUCAACCAAAUUACGUUGUUUAGUCCGUGCUCUGAAAAAAGAAAAUCAGUACUAAACAAAGAACAGUGCAGAGUACACAACACCAAUAACUUGCCAUGUAAAUAAACUGCUUACAGCUGCAUUGUAGAAAGUUCAUUCUUUAAAGGCAUUUACAGCUCUAUGAAAUGGUGAAGGGUGAAUUUUCCUGCCAGACAGAAGGGGACAGUGUGUUCGUCUUCCUGAAUACUGUAUACACUUUCAGAAACUGUAAAUAGUGUAGCCAGUCAAAAUAAAGUGGUAUUUAUGUUCAA